Messenger RNA from Paramuricea clavata, 11530 nucleotides. NCBI's taxonomy places the organism in Eukaryota, Metazoa, Cnidaria, Anthozoa, Malacalcyonacea, Plexauridae. The record is from the annotation of a GenBank genome assembly.
UCAUUUAGGGAUGGUUGGGAUCCUGUUUUCGAAGACGCAUCGUAAACUAUUCUCGUUUUUGUGGAUUCUGAUGAUUCACGCACGACCGGAUGAUGAGGUAAAUAGAACACAGUUCCAGUUGGUGGCUCAUUUGCAGGUUCAACAACUCCUUCUUUCAGUUGGUCUUGAAUAAUUGAAUUGUAUUCAUCGAAUUUGUCAGUUUUCUUCAAUCGCUGCACCAAGGUCCCCAAACGUUUCAAACUGUUCUCCUCAUUUGAGGGCAAAGGCGGAUGGCCUCCCUUCCAAGGGAGGCCAGUCUCAUACCACCCAUGUACAGGAUCACGCCGAAGCUGUUCCAAAAACUCUUCAUGCACAACUUUCUGGUCUCCAGAUGGUGUGUCUUGAAUACCGAGAACAUCCAUGCGACAAAGUUCCUCAUAAUCAGAUUGAGCAGUUUGAGCAAGAAACAUAUUGUCUAAAUUGGGCUGAACUCCUGGCGACAUAAUUGACCAGCCAAACUGAGUGAACUCCGCCACAGGGUCCCUCAUUUCACCGGUUCUUUGUGGUUCACUAGUCUUGAUCCUUGAAUAUUCUGCUGCCCCCAAUAUGAGGUGUACUGGAAGGACUGAUUUGGUAUCCGUUUCCACCAUAUUCACGCCUUGUAGGUGUUGGAACCGACUAAUCAACUCUGGGUAAUUUGGAUUCACAACUGACAAGAGAUUUCUGCGGUCAACCUUUGUUACAUUCACUGGGAUAACAAAGUUUCCUUCUGUGUUGCUAACUUCAAGAUUGUAGAUUUCAACAUGCUUCGUUAUUGUCCCUGUGAUGGUUUGAAUACACCGUGUCAAGGUAUUAGAUGGAUUGAUCUUCAUUAGGCUGAGAAGAUAUGCAGAUGCAUACGAUGUCGUAGCUCCUGUGUCCAGUAGUGCUCUACAGGUAAUGCCAUUUGCUUUGACAAUAACAAUGGGGUGACAAACCUUUUGCUCUUCGUGUGUUGCUGUCAUAGCUGCUUGUCCUGGAAUUUGGUUAUGUGGAGGUUUCUCUAAAGUGUCACAAAUUGAUGAAUGAUGUUUUUUCUUGCAGUGAAAACAGGUAACUCGACUUCGACACUGUGCUGCAUGGUGUCUUCCACCCGUACAAUUAAAACAUAACUUCUUUGCUUGUAGCUUUCGUUUACGCUCAGUUGGUGUAGCAACCUUCUUACAUUCAUACGACUUGUGCUGUUCGUCAUCACAGUAAACACAACCCUUUGGUGUUGAGGAAUCUUUGGAGAAGAACGAAUGGUUGCGGUUGUAGGGGGUCCUAGGGUUAUGUUCGCUUGAACUUUCCACCGGGUGUAUUGCUUUCCAAUUUUCCAGAGCUUUUAACAAAUCAGCAAAUCCCCAAUCUUGCCAUCCAACCUGAUUAGUGACCAACUCUGCCUUAAUACCAGGUAAUUUCUCUAUAACACCCCGUACCAUUGACAAACUCUGCGAUAGUUUACCCAAUGUUUCUAACGAUUGUACAUUGUAGCUCAGGUUCUUAAUAAAUUCAUGUAUCUUGUUUACUUUCCUGCCAGUUAUUGUAGGCAACUCUUGAAUGUUUUUUACAUAUGCCCUAACAAUUUCACUUGUAUUCCCAUGAUUAGUUUUCAAAAUGUUUUUAGCACGGGUGUACCCCUCCAUUGUAAAGGGUAGCCCAUCAAUCUCGUCACACACAUGGGGCUCUAACAGUUCCUUUAGGUAAGAGAACUUGGUUACAGCUGGGAGGUCAGUAUUGUCUAUUUCAGCUUCAAAUUUAUUCCAGAAAGACAGCCAUCUUUCAUAUGUACCAUCAUACUUUGUUAUUACUAACUUAGGCAUUUUAACACUGCUCACCUUUGCUUGUUCUGGCUUUGUUGACUUGACACUAACCGAACCCAAGCUAGCCAUUUGUUCCAAUUUACAUUUUUCGAAAUACAGUUCUUCGUCCCGUUGUUGUUUUAGCAAUAUUUUCUCCUUUUCACGUUUCUCGUUCUCAGUCCUCGCCUUGGCUUCUGUUAAAUAUUGAUUUAAGUGUGAUAUUUCGCAAUCCGUCUCAUCAAUCUCGCCUUCGAUAUCGACUCCCCAUUUUUGAACAUCUUCGAUCGCUUCCCCGUCUUGUAGUUUGUCCUUUUCGCCUUGUAUUUUAAGAUCUUCUAAUUCUUUCACAAUUUUCCCCAACGCUUCUUUAUGUCGAAUGAUUUUGUCAAGAUUUCCCUUCUCUAGAAUCGCUUUCGUUUUGCUUCGUGUGAGUUUUAAUAGCUGUCGCUCGGUGUCUAUAAAAUUAUCGCUCUUUUUAUCCAUUUUAUCUGUUAUUUUCUGUUUUUUUUCGCUCACAUAUCCCGUGUGGAGGUGCCACGUGUUGUUAAUAGUUAGAAUCACUCAAUAAAAGGGUUAAAACUUCUUUAAUUCUCACUUUAACUUCGACAUAAAGUAGAUUUUGUGUUCCUUGUUAAUAUUAUACAAUCCCAGGAAAAGCAUGUGUUCUUCCAGGAAAAACCACACGCGUCUCGCGCGAUUCUCACGCGUCCAUAAUUAGACUAACAUUACGUCAUUCUCGACAUGGCUUCUCAAAUGAAUCGAGACGUAACAGAAUGUUUUCGUUUGCUGAUUUGAAUAGAUUUGAAUUCUGGUUUGCUGAUUUCAAUUCUUAACCAAGCAUGUUAGCAUGACGUAAUUAGGAAUUCUAUUCAAGUAAUUUUGCAUGUGUAAUUAAGAUAUUUGAUGAAAACACUAGUGACUUUCAUCAAGUUUCACCGGGUUAUCCAAAUGGCAUCUUGUGAUCAAAUAGGUGAUUAUCAUUGGCUGAAUUGCUCAUGAAUUAUUAAUGAACUGGAAAUGAAUUGAUGGAUAUUGUCAAGCAAGCGUCCUUUUAUUUCUUCGAGCCGUCUGAUAUUGUAAACGCCGUAUCCCGGUCUAACCCUCCUUCUUCGACAACAGCUUUUUUCAGCUGUGCUUUUUCGUAUAUGGUAUUAGCCCAUCCUCUUCUUUAGGGACAUUUUCAAAAGGAAAGGCCAUACUUGGUUCCGAUCCACCAAUUUUUCGUUUCACAGUUUCACGAGCAAAUUUACUUAUCUAAAGGUACAGUAAAAUAUGGAUAUUUAAUUUAACUCUAAAUAUUUAAUUAUUAAAUUUUGAAAGGAUGUUUGAGAUUAUAGUCCUUAUAACCAAUAUAAUAUAUGAUGUACAAACUGAAGACACAAAAGAUCUACUUCUUUGCAGUUUUGAUGACCUAUAUAUAGUACAAAGCCAUAAACAUUAGAAUUCUUUACAUUUUGCAGAUAUUAAUAAUAAUAAUAAUAAUAAUAACAGUCUUUAUUCAUACUCAAGAACACCCGUCUGUGAGUUUACAUUAUAAAAAUAUAUAAGAUAAAAUUAUUGAUAUCUAUAAGGUAAUAACUAGAUAUAUACAGUUAUGGAUAAAAAUAUUAAUAAUGUUAAAAAGGUAAAGGUUAAAAUUGGUUAAACAAAGUUAAACAAACAUCGAUUUACAAAAGAACUUUUAAAUCGCUCUGUUCUCACUAAUGGAAGUUCAAACUCGUGUCCCCUUGGCCUAAGGUGUCUAUUUAAUUUAUCUGGUAAAAGCUCCUGUAGUCUACUUGUGGAAAGCCUUGAAACCUUUUAAUGAACCAUUUUCCAAAUGAUUCAACUAUUUCGUUGGAUGACUGGAUCACAGACUGUGUACGUUGUUGUGUUCUAUCAGUAAAAUCCAUCGAUCUUGAGUCCUUCGAUUUUUUUGACACAACGGGAUUUACCACCUGUUCGAGGAAAAAACCACAUCUUGUAUCAAAUAUUUACUAUAGCAUAUUUUACUCGAUAAGAAGUAUCGACUGUUAUGCGUAACUGAUAGUCAUUACAAAUUACCUACCAUCAUAAAAGCCUCACGCUGAUUUCCAAAAUACUGUAUGAGAGAUUCGGAAAUCCGCACAAUCUCAAAAGGUAUUUGUUCCUCUAUUUCGCACUCAUUUUCCAUCUUCUCAUUGUCGAUAAAAUGAGUGACGACAGUCAAAAGGACGUGAAGAACACAAGUAAGCCUAAAAAAGGACCAUGUAAGUAACAGAUUUUUAAGCCGUCAUCAUUUCCUUUUAAAAGGGACCGGUCAUUAUUUAUGGCAGGGGUGGGGGCCGACGAGAAAAUGGUGGGGUAACUGUAAAAUAAUACUUUCUUCACAGUGUAGGUGGGGUGGCCAAAAAAUCCUUGCAUGCAGAGGUGGGGUAAAAAAACCCCAUAUUUUAAUCACACACAAUACAAUAUAUACUACUAACAGAGUUUAAUAUGUGAUUAUUCUAAUUUUUUAAAUAAAAUAUUAUUGCUUUCCAAAAUGUUGAGAGAAACACCCACCCUCAACCCACUGUAAGGUGUCAUUUUAUUCAUUUACACACAAAAUCUCCAAAGACUCAAUAAGGGCUGUUUAUAUGGUGCAAGCCAGCCCUAACCCUGGGUACCCAAGUUGGGCCAGUUUUGGCGAGAUCCGUCCUUUGGUGUUAUUUCAUAUUAAAGUUCACCUUGUGUAUAUAUGAGUAAAGAGUAGGCCCACCUAAGUGAGAUCCCGCCCCUUUAGCCCGAGAUCUUGCUAAAGCUGGGCCAAAACUCCCCCUAGGAAAAGUGAGCUACUGUAGCCCCCAAGCCUGGGCAUCCAGGCUCGCCCCCAUAUAAACAUCCCCUUAUUACAUAUCUUAAUAUAUAUAUAUAGUCUAUUAAAUUUUCAGGAUUUAAUUUUUGGGCAUUCACACUUGAUACUUGUUAUGGGUUACCUAUGUUAUUAGGAUGCGCGCGCAUCCACCAUGUGUUCGGGAUGAGUGCUUCUUGUUGAGUUAUACACGAAAUAUAAUAUAGCUAUUUAAUAGAAAGCAAAUACACAACAUUUUGGCGACGAGGACAGGAUUAAGAAAUAUUACCACGUUAGAAAAAGCAAGGUAUUGUAGCAGCUAUUGCCAUCCUGUGGAAAGAUGGCAGAUGAAGCACCAGAACCGAUUCGAAACAUCGGUAAAGUUCGAAAGUUUGUUGUUGGCACUGACUUCGAAGCGUAUGCCGAACAACUGGAAUUCUUUUUCGUAGCAAAUAGCGUGACUGAUGCUAAACAAAAGAAAGCUGUCCUGUUGACGAAUAUGCCUGCAGAAACCUACCAGUUAACAAAGGAUUUAUUUGCUCCACAUCUACUAAAAGAGGACACGAUCACGUACGAAGCGAUAGUCGAGCGACUUCAGAAACAGUUAAAGCCCCAGAAAUCAGCAUUAGUAGCCAGAUACGAGUUUGAUAAUCGAGCGAGAAACGCGGGAGAGACGGUGAGUGAAUACGUAGCUGUUUUAAAACAUUUAGCUACAGAAUGUAAGUUCAACGAAACGAUGCGUUUAGAGCGACUUAGAGAUCGGUUAGUAUCUGGUAUUCGUGACAGAAAAAUGAUGUCAGAACUCUUAAAACUUAAGCUCGAAGAACUGACCUUUGACACAGCCGUUGCUAAAUGCAUCGCUAUUGAACAAUCAUGUAAGGACGUUGAAACUAUGCAAGGGGGGAGAGAUUCAAACCAUACGAAUAAGGAAUCAGAUUCAGUGAAUUUGUUAAAUAAACCUGAAGGGCAAAACAGGAAUGCGAAAGCCAAGAAAGGAAGGGACGCCUCUCCUUCCCCUGCAGACCCCAAGUGUUACCGUUGUCAUGGUGAUCAUCAGCAUAAAUCCUGCCCCUUUAAAAAUGCAAUUUGCCAUCAUUGUAAGAAGAGCGGUCAUAUUCGGAGAGCUUGUAGAAAACGAAGCAAAGAAACACAUAGUUUCAAACCCCCAGUAAAUCACAUUGAUGAUGAUGAUGAUAGUGACAGCGAUGAUUACCUGGCUAGUUUAGAAAUAAAUAAAGUGGGAAACAAAGAUAACGUAAUAUGGGUAACCCCCAAAGUUGAAGGAACACCCUUAAGAAUGGAACUAGACACAGGCUCUGCAGUUUCAGUUAUCCCGUAUCAGUUAUACAGAGCUAAGUUUAGUCACAUAAAGCUACAGAGAAGUCAAAUCACACUUAAAACUUACACAGGGGAAAAGCUGUAUCCAAAAGGGAAAAUCAAUUGUAGAGUUAGUUAGUCUCGAUGGCCAGACAAGACAGCUAGAUAUUCAAGUUAUUGAGUCCCCGGGACCAGCGUUAUUUGGGCGUGAUUGGCUUUCUGUAAUCAAACUAGACUGGGGCGAGAUCAAAGCCCUUAAAGUAAACCAAGCGACAAACAAUGAGACACAGGGUAAGGUAAAUAACCUUUUGAAAAAGUAUAAAAGUGUGUUCGAUGAUGAUUUGGGCACCUUGAAGGGACACCAAGCUGACCUCAAAUUAAAAGAGAACUGUCGACCCCGAUACUGUAAGGCACGACAGGUGCCAUAUGCCUUGCGACCUAAGGUAGAAGCCGAGCUAACACGCCUUGAAAAGGAAGGGAUUCUAAACAAGGUGGAACAUAGUGAGUGGGCAACCCCUAUUGUACCUGUGGUCAAACGAAAUGGCUCAGUACGAAUAUGUGGGGAUUUCAAAGUCUCUGUUAACCCAGUUUUAAUCGCAGAACAAUACCCUUUGCCCCGUAUCGAGGAUAUUUUUGCCAAUCUGGCUGGGGGUAAGCAUUUUACCAAAUUAGACUUACGCCAAGCCUAUCACCAAAUGGAGGUCACUGAAGAGACACGAAAGUAUUUGACUAUUAACACACAUAAGGGUCUAUUUCAGUAUCAGCGGUUAGUUUUCGGUGUGACGUCAAGCCCAGCAAUUUGGCAACGUGCCAUGGACCAGGUGUUACAGGGUAUACCUGGAACACAAUGCAUCCUUGACGACAUGAUAAUUACCGGAAAGUCCAAUGAAGAGCACUUAGAACGGUUAGAGGAAGUUCUAAAGCGAUUACAAGAGGCAGGUCUGAGAGCAAACAAAAAGAAGUGUGAAUUCUUCAAGGAGAAAGUUGUGUUUUGUGGCCAUGAAAUUGAUGCCAAUGGUUUACACAAAACCCAAGAGAAGAUCGAGGCAGUAGUGAACGCCCCUAGGCCCGAGAAUGUGUCACAAGUUCGAUCCUUCCUAGGACUGGUAAAUUACUAUAAUCGGUUUCUCCCCAACGCGGCUUCAGUUCUUCACCCACUACAUGUAUUGCUUCAGAAAAGUCACAAGUGGAAGUGGACUGAACAAUGUGAGAAAGCUUUUAAAAAUGCCAAGCACUUGAUAACCUCUGACCUAGUCCUAACCCACUACGACACAACGCUUCCAGUUAAGAUCGCAUGUGAUGCUUCACCAACCGGAAUUGGUGCAGUGUUGUCGCAUGUUAUGGCAGAUGGAAGUGAAAGACCAGUGGCUUUUGCAUCCAGAUCCCUCACCAAGACGGAGCGCAAGUACUCCCAGAUUGACAAGGAAGCACUGUCAAUUGUGUGGGGGGUCAAGAAGUUUCACAUAUAUUUGUAUGGGCGACGGUUUACACUAGUCACUGACCAUAAACCUCUGACAUCCAUUUUCCAUCCAGAAAAAGGAAUACCCAUAAUGACGGCCACAAGAUUCCAACGCUAUGCAUUGUUCCUAGCUGGAUUCGAAUACGACAUUGAGUACAAGAAUACGAAAGAACACUGUAAUGCAGAUGGUCUAUCACGACUACCACUGCCAAUGACGGAGAAAGAGGAUACCGCUGUGGAUGCAGCUGAAGUGUUUCAUGCAACCCAGUUAAACAUUCUCCCAGUCACCAGUGAAUCGGUAGCUAAAGAGACAAAUCGUGAUCCCAUAUUAGCCAGAGUUUAUGAUUCAAUAGUUAAAGGUUGGUCAGCACGUUUCGAGGGAGACAAGCCCUACCAUGACCGACAGAGUGAACUUACAGUUCAUCAAGGUUGUAUCCUUUGGGGAAUGAGAGUGGUCAUCCCUAGCAAGUUGCAAGAGAGAAUUCUGCGAGAGCUACAUGAUAGUCAUUUGGGUACCGUCAAGAUGAAGGCCCUAUCACGAAGCUAUGUGUGGUGGCCAAACAUCAACCAACAGUUGGAGAACGUAGCGAAAACCUGUAGUGGUUGUCUACAGAACCAAAAGAUGCCAUCCAAGGUAUCCUUACACCCAUGGGAAUGGACCACUUCACCAUGGCAACGUGUACAUAUUGAUUAUGCUGGUCCUUUUAAGGAUACUAUGUUCCUGGUGGUGGUCGACGCACACAGCAAGUGGCCAGAAGUAAUUCCUAUGAAGUCGACAACCGCAGCGAAGACCAUUGAAGUACUAAGAAAUUUGUUUGCACGAUUCGGAAUCCCGGAACAGAUUGUCUCCGAUAAUGGCCCCCAAUUCGUCUCAGAAGAAUUCCGGUCGUUUAUGAAAUCUAAUGGAGUAAAACACAUCACCUCUGCCCCAUACCACCCUGCUACAAAUGGCCUUGCAGAAAGAUCAGUGCAAACAUUCAAACAGGCACUGCGUUCAAUGGAAGAAAGUUCGAAGCCAAUUCAAGAGAAGUUAGCAAAAUUUCUUAUAACCUAUAGAAAUACCCCACAUUCAACAACUGGAGAGAGCCCAGCACAACUUAUGCUUGGCAGGCCAAUACGGACACGUUUAGACUUAGUUAAACCUAAUCUGAACAGGAAGAUGGUGAUCAAACAACAGGAGCAGAGCAGGAAGUCGGCCAGUGCCAAGAACAGAGCAACACGACAGUUGGAAGUGGGAGACAUGGUAAUGGCACGUGAUUACCGAGGAAAUCUAAAGUGGAGAUCGGGAAAGGUCAUUGAAAGGAUCGGACCUUUGAUGUAUAAGAUCGAAGUGACAUCGGGCGUAAUCUGGCGCAGACAUAUUGACCAACUGCUGCCAACCGAAGUUAAACUAAGCACAAUACAGGACAGGGAGCAAACUGCGAAUAUGGGAGUAGUGCAGCCGGAAGUGAUAUCCAGUUCAAGUGAACAGACGUUGCCAAUAGUAGCAGCAGACUUGCAAGUGCAACAGGGCUCCAGCACCCACGAACUUGUAAAUGAGAGCACUACAGAGACAUCAAUGCCUCUGGCGACAACGAGCGAACGAAGAUAUCCAGAAAGAGUGAGGAAACCACCUGUGAGACUUGAUCUCUAAAGUAGCAGUGUUACGGACAGAUAUAGCGGUUAGAACGUAUAUUUACAGUAUAUAGAUAUACAGCAAAGACUGUUAAUUAUGACUUUAAUGUUAAUGUUAUGUGCAGCAAAGACUGGAUAUUGACUGAACAAUUUUUAGUAGGGAGGAGAUGUUAUGGGUUACCUAUGUUAUUAGGAUGCGCGCGCAUCCACCGUGUGUUCGGGAUGAGUGCUUCUUGUUGAGUUAUACACGAAAUAUAAUAUAGCUAUUUAAUAGAAAGCAAAUACACAACAAUACUGUAUAACUAAUAUCCGGUAUGUGCUUGUAAACCAUGUGGACAAUUCAGGUAGCAAAUCCUGAAAUAUGCCUCAUGCCCCUCGUGAAUCCCUAUCAUUUCAAUGGCUAUUUCAAUGGCAACUAGCUGUUUUUCUUUACCAGUAGACCAUGCAUGUAUACAUGGAUAAAAUAGGAGAAGUAUAUUUACCCGUUUACAGAUUAAUCAGUUAAUUGUUUAUAUUAAUAAAUCAUACUUGGAAUUCGGAUGAUAUUAUCAAGUUAUCUUCACACUGUAUAACAGCAACUUUUCCCAUUAAUUUACAGUAACAUCAUUUUCUAAAUUCAGAUAUUCUCACAUGGGAUAUAUAUACUUUAGUAUCGUUGUAUUGUUUACAAAUUAAAAUAUUUUAAAAAUGUUAUAAUUGAUUUCGUAAACUUUAAGAAUUCUGUAAGGAGAUUUUAAAGGAAUUUCAGAGGAAAUUUUAGAAUUUAGACAUUUACAAUCAUAGGAUUCUGUGAGACUGUUUCAAAUUUUCGGAAAAACAAACACGCUCUUCUUUAAUUAGUGCUAUUACUUGUACUUAAAGUUGCAUUAGCAUAUUUCCAUCGCCCCAGCGACUUAAUGCUCCGGUGGAGCGUCUUGCAGUGGCGGAAAUCUUGGUGGGGCGGGGGAAAAUUGACUAAUUUUCGGAAAUUUUGACCUAAAAGAAGGCUAAAAACAGUCUUUUCUUUUAUUUUGUUUAAUAAUAUAUGUUUAUGGGACUAGCAUUGUACUACCUCGUGAAAAGGGAAUAUAGCGUUGAAUACAAACUAUAAAACCCAAUCAUAUUUUAAUUUAACAAGUAUGUAAAAAUUAGAGAAGUAAACUAGCAAAGUAUCCCAAUAUUAAAUGGCCAACUGCCAAGAUUUCAGCAUACACUGAUCCAAACCACCAUGCCCCUCAUAACAUGCAAAUUUGAAUCAUACUGUGCAGUUGCUUGAGUCAGAGUGCAUGCCAGUCUUAAUAUGAGUGAGCAAUAUAACUUCCAUCUGAAUCUUCAGUCAAGAAAUGUUAAAAUCCUUUAAUUCGUUUGGCAUUUCCCUAUGAAAUGACAAUUUUUAAGCCUUCACAUAACUAUUUAUUCUUUCUAUAGUACCUUGCAAUUGUAGAAGUAACCCAAUAGUAGAAGUAAUGCUAACUAUAGCAUGCCCCACAUGACUGUCAGUGCUUCAAUCCCAUUCCCUUUUAAUUAUAAUGGCCAUUGUGAUCAAAGCAAUAUACAGAUAUAUGUUGCAACAAAAGAGGUUGGGUGGGGUAAAAAUUUUUUCCAGCAUUCCACCGGUGGGGUAGGUAGAAAUUUUGUUUCGAACAAAGUGGGAUGAUUUUUUCUGGCUGCAUUAUACUUUCUCCUCGGCCCCCACCCCUGCCAUAAAUAAUGAUCGGUCCCUAAAUGGAAAAGAAAGACAAGUGAUUUAAUUUAUAUAUAUAUAUAUAUAUAUAUAUAUAUAUAUAUAUAUAUAUAUAUAUAUAUAUAUAUAUAUAUAUAUAUAUAUAUAUAUGUUAAUCACCGUAGGUAAGUAUUUUUUAGUGAACAGGAAAAGUUGAGACUGAGUCGGAUUCGAACCGGCGACCUCUGGGUUACCGGUAGAGCGAUGGGCUUGGCUGGUAGAGCGAUGGGCUUGUAACCCAAAGGUCGCCGGUUCGAAUCCGACUCAGUCUCAACUUUUCCUGUUCACUAAAAAAUACUUACCUACGGUGAUUAACAUAUAUAAAAAUUAUAAAUGCCAUAUCGUGAUGAUUAACAUAUAUAUAUAUAUAUAUAUAUAUAUAUAUAUAUAUAUAUAUAUAUAUAUAUAUAUAUAUAUAUAUAUAUAUAUAUAUAUAUAUAUAUAUAUAUAUAUAUAUUAUGUACACGUUUUCACGCAUCGUUUUAAAAGUUUUACUUAUGGAGAAACAGGGCGGACUAGGCAGUCGGGCAUUGGGGCGCAGACCGAGGCCCGGAGAACUCUGGGGCCCCGGAAUUCACUAGAUUUCGAAUGACAACAAAUCAUUAUCAGUCACCUAGCGGAAAUCAGUGUUAUAUUUUUUAUAGCACUUCAGACUGAGACUCUGCCCUUUCGAAGAAAACAUUCAGAAUCUAUAGCAACUGCUUUUGAUGACAGUACUGCAAAAGCUAUUGCAAACCAAGGCAAUUUUCUAGGGGCUGUGAAACUUAUUGCUGAGUUCUAUCCAAUCCUGCAAGCUCAUUUAAAUAAAGUAAUCAAGUUGGCAAAGAAACGCGAUCCUAUCAUCAGGACGC